GUAAACUGUCAUAGAAUGUCACAAAAGAAAGAAAGAAGAACCAAAUCCAAGAAAUAAGAGACACAAUGUGAAGGAUUAUGCUCCAUCCUAGUGAACCCCUCAAGAAACCUAAACUUCAGAAUAUCAAGAGGAAGAAGAGGAAGAAGGCAAUAAGGAGAGUUGCUAUCAAGAAGGUUGAAGAGGUUGAAGAGAAACCUAAACAAGAUAAGGAAGCCAAAGGAAGGUCAGCUCUGAUGAUCCAGGCCUGGUGGCGUGGUACCCUGGUGCGGAGGACCCUACUGGCGGCUGCCCUCAGGGCCCUGAUUAUUCAGCGCUGGUGGAAGAUGAUAAAGUUCAAUCAGAAACAAGAACUGAAGCAAUGGAUCCUGGACAUCUAUGUCAUACAGGAACAGGCAGCAGUCAAGCUCCAGUCCUGGUUUCGCAUGUGGCGGUGCCAUCACCGCUACUGCCGAAUGUGCAAUGCUGUCUGCCUUUUCCAGGCCCCAAGCAGGGAGCACUUAGCCUUCCCAAAUGCUGAGUAUUUACAGAUGCAGUUCCAAAGCACUUUCAACCCCGUGGAGUUCCACAUUGAAAUCCUAGCAAUCUAAAAGCACUACAAGCUAGAGAACCAUUGCCCCAAUAAAUGUCAGCUCAGGUUUUGUGUGACUCAGUGACUCACUCCUAUGGGACCCCAAAG
Sorex araneus (European shrew) is the source of this 676-nucleotide messenger RNA. RefSeq names its product IQ motif containing F3 (gene IQCF3). Gene Ontology annotation, molecular function: calmodulin binding. NCBI's taxonomy places the organism in Eukaryota, Metazoa, Chordata, Mammalia, Eulipotyphla, Soricidae. The record is from RefSeq and is a predicted model, not a curated record. The transcript is spliced from 3 exons. Bases 78 to 587 code for a protein of 169 amino acids.